Messenger RNA from Sesamum indicum (sesame), 762 nucleotides. The record is from RefSeq and is a predicted model, not a curated record. Lineage: Eukaryota; Viridiplantae; Streptophyta; Magnoliopsida; Lamiales; Pedaliaceae.
AUGACGAACGGCAACACUGGUGGUGAUCAUGGCUCUCCUUCCAAGCCUACUCCGAAUCCCAACCCAAAUAGCCCACGCCAGGAGGAGAACCCACGCCGGCGCAGUGGCGGAGCAAAUGCUCCUCCUGCCAGUCCCCGACGCCGUGGAAGCCCUUCUUCUCCUCCUAAAACUAGGCCGGUUAUGGGCGUUCCUGGUGAAUCUGCUUUCGCUCCUUACACAAAGCCACGCAGUGAGCCAGGUGGAAGUGGUGGGCGCGGGGUCGAGGGGGGGCCUGGGUUACAAGGGGCUCAGGUAGUGCCGGUUGGAAGCGGUGGCUAUGGAGUUGUUGCUGCACCAGGGGCGCUGAGGAUUGGUGGGAGCCCUGCAGCGAGGAAGAGAGUUCGGGAGAGUGGCGCUGGCAGCACGACUGCGGCAGGAGGAAAUCAGCCCGGGGAGGGUGCAGGUAACGUUGUGAAUUGCAGCGUUUGCGGGAAGGGCUUCCCGUCUCAAAAGGCUUUGUUCGGGCACAUGCGAUCUCACCCUGACAGGGGGUGGAAGGGGGCACAUCCGCCCCCAACGUUCAAGGCGGAGGAGGAAUUCGCUGAUCUUCAUGGUCUGAAUCUGCCUGAAGCGGGGAGAGGUGGAGAUGCCCAAGAGGGCGCUGCUGAUGAUCAUCAGAAAGAGGAUGAGGCCGCCGAAAGUGAAGAGGAAGAGGAAGCCGGCGAUUCCGGGAAAUACCGCUUGCCAGAUUUGAACAACCCACCACCACCUGAUGCUAAUUAA